Triticum turgidum subsp. durum (durum wheat) is the source of this 297-nucleotide messenger RNA. The record is from the annotation of a GenBank genome assembly. Lineage: Eukaryota; Viridiplantae; Streptophyta; Magnoliopsida; Poales; Poaceae.
AUGGCGCUCUCUCGUCGCAGGGCCCCUUCCGCCCUCCUCCUGCUGGUCCUCCUUGUGGCCACAGAGAUGGGGGCGACGACGACCAAGGUGGCGGAGGCGCGGGACUGCGUGUCGCAGAGCCACAACUUCAAGGGCGCCUGCCUCAGCAGCAGCAACUGCCCCGCCGUCUGCCGCACCGAGAACUUCCCCCGGCGAGUGCCACACGCCGCACUUCGAGCGCAAGUGCUUCUGCGAGAGGCUCUGCUAGUCCGCCCGCUCGCCCCGUCCUGCCGAGACGUCCCAUGCAUGCUACUGUAG